ACUAUCUAGUGAACGAGCUAAACUUGGCAGCAACAACAUCAGCGGCCGUCAUGCAGAGAGCGAGUCGCCUGAAGCGGGAGCUGCAGCUCCUCAGCGCCGAGCCUCCUCCGGGACUCUCCUGCUGGCAGACCGAGGGACGCCUGGAUGAGCUGCGAGCCCAGAUCGUCGGAGGUGCAAGCACUCCAUAUGAAGGAGGCGUGUUCACGCUGGAAAUCAACAUACCUGAGAGGUAUCCGUUUGAACCUCCGAAGAUGCGCUUUCUGACGCCCAUCUAUCACCCCAACAUCGAUAACGCAGGACGCAUUUGUCUUGAUGCUCUGAAACUGCCACCAAAGGGAGCUUGGAGGCCAUCGCUCAAUAUUUCUACGGUGCUCACCUCCAUACAGUUACUGAUGACCGAACCAAACCCAGACGACCCGCUCAUGGCUGAUAUAUCCUCAGAAUUUAAAUACAACAAGGCGCUAUAUCUAGAAAAGGCGAAGAAAUGGACGGCGGAACAUGCAAUCCAGAAGAAUAAGGGAUCUGUGGAGACGGAAGAACAGGCUCCUGAGAACAAAAAUAAGAAAACCGCAUUGAAAAGAGAGGCGCUUACUGCACAGGAGAACUUAGAGGACACCAAGAAAGCUUGCAUGCAGUAGGACUUUGUUUUACAAAUUACUGAUUUUAAGUUUAUUGUACAGAUCAUUUCUGGGUUUUUUUUUUUUGUAUGAAUGUAUUAAAAUUAAUGUAAUAUUACUCUACGCCUACAUGUCCCUGUGUCCCUUGUUCAUUUGUCUUCUAGACAUACAUUUAUUUUUAAAGGGUUAGAGAGGCUCUGUUAUGCUAAACAAACAGCUUGUCACUUAAUGAGUCGGUCAGCUCGUCUUCAACAUCUUUUACUCUCUAAAGAAUACUCAUGACGCUUCCCAUACAUUCCUAUGGUAUCCUUAAACGGUGAUUGACAUCUCAAUGACAUCCCAGCUUGGUUCGACAGUCUGUUUAAUACUUAAGGGACCCUUUGGGAGCAGAAUGUAAAAU
This is a messenger RNA of Puntigrus tetrazona (Sumatra barb), 1017 nucleotides long. It is a transcript of the gene ube2t, whose product is annotated as ubiquitin-conjugating enzyme E2T (putative). The record is from RefSeq and is a predicted model, not a curated record. The transcript is spliced from 7 exons. NCBI's taxonomy places the organism in Eukaryota, Metazoa, Chordata, Actinopteri, Cypriniformes, Cyprinidae. Bases 51 to 638 code for a protein of 195 amino acids.